This is a messenger RNA of Sebastes umbrosus (honeycomb rockfish), 578 nucleotides long. Its product is annotated as thioredoxin-like. The transcript is spliced from 5 exons. Bases 54 to 452 code for a protein of 132 amino acids. Gene Ontology annotation, molecular function: protein-disulfide reductase activity. The record is from RefSeq and is a predicted model, not a curated record. Lineage: Eukaryota; Metazoa; Chordata; Actinopteri; Perciformes; Sebastidae.
AAGCACAUUAAAUUCUAGUGUGGUAACUUGACACACCUGUAAUAAAAAGGCGUAUGCACUGGAAAAAGUAUUUGCAAACUUUUAGCCGUUCGUCGUUCACCUCGAGGCAAGUUCACACAGCCAUCAUGAGACAGGUUACAACUUUGGAGGAGUUCCAGGCCAUCCUGGAGGAGGAAGCUGGAGACAAGCUGGUGGCGGUGGAUUUCACAGCCACCUGGUGUGGCCCCUGUCAAAUGAUUGGCCCAAAAUUUGAAGACAUGGAAAAGAAAUCCGACAAAAAAAAGGUGAUUUUCCUGAAAGUGGAUGUGGACCAAGCCCCGGAUAUUGCUGAAAAGUACGGGGUCCAAGCCAUGCCCACAUUCAUCUUUUUCAAGAACGGAAAGAAGGUGGGCGAGGUCGUUGGUGCUAGUGAAGAAAAACUGAAGGACAAAAUGAAAGCUUUGUCAUCAUGAAGUCCCACCGACCAAUCUACAAAGACCUAAACACAUUAGAGAUUGACUUUUCUCCUGACUAACUUUCUCUGUAUGUUGUGUUCAACAAGGUGGAUUUAAUAAAAUUAGACUUUAUUACUAAAGGGU